Sinocyclocheilus rhinocerous is the source of this 4292-nucleotide messenger RNA. Its product is annotated as protein FAM214A-like. The transcript is spliced from 10 exons. The coding region runs from base 795 to 3602 and encodes 935 amino acids. Lineage: Eukaryota; Metazoa; Chordata; Actinopteri; Cypriniformes; Cyprinidae. The record is from RefSeq and is a predicted model, not a curated record.
GCUGCGGUAACGAGUUCAAGCGUAGUGCCGCGGGGCGGAAGUGACGUCUAGCCUGGGGGCGGGACGAGCUGUUGUUGGGACACAUGACUUAGAGGCUGUCCUCCUGCAUUUGUUUUGACAAGCAAAGAGAGAGAGAGAGGGAGAACGUGAGCUUUGUCCCUGCUGAUCAUUUAAUCUCCGAGAUAUCGUUUAGACAGCUCGAACACUUAGGUUUGGGGUUUGUCAUCGCUAGGUUUUGGCAGUCGCUUCGUGUAGAUAGUUUGCUGAACUAGUUCAUUUAGUCCUUCCGUCUCCAGUGUUUUUAUGGGGAGGGUUUAUGAUCCAGAGGUCGAAAAGGGGGUUUAGAGCUAUGAGCCACUUCUUGUCGGCUGAAGUCAGACUCAUCACAGCCACGUAACAUUUCUCCAGGAGGAGAUGAUGUUGGGGGUUCUUUGGUAGUGUCUGAUCUGCCUGUCCGUAGGUUUGGUGAGGAUGAUCCAGGGGAUCCCGAUGCGUCUCAUGUGGCUUUAAUUUGAGCAGAUCAGUGGCACUUGAGAGACUGGAGUGUUGGCACUGGAGCUCGUUUGGAUUCGGCAAUGGGGCGACAGGCGGCGGAGGUUUGGGAUAUUUAGCUAGAUCGAGACGAGAGAUGCUCAUUGCAUGCUUAUUUAGGUAGAACGCUGGUGGUGUUUUGAUGGACUAGUUCAUCAGACCGCUGGACUUUAACAUACAGUCGCGUGUAGAUCUACGUUUGGUCUUACAGCUCUCAGAUCAUUAAUAUCCGAAUGGCUGUGUGCCAGAUCGAUAGCUAGCCGAUGUCUAAGGGACUAGUUUUAAAGUCUAAAGAAAGAUCUGAAGACAGAAGACGGACCGCAGGCAUCCUGGAGGGGAUCACGGUGUCUGUGACCAACAUGAAACCUGACAGAGAAGCAGCAGAGGAGUUCUUUGAGUAUGAUGCUGAGGACUUCCUGGUGUUCCUGACACUCCUGAUCACAGAAGGACGGACUCCGGAAUGUUCCGUAAAGGGGCGGACAGAGGGUGUUCACUGUCCACCUGCCCAGUCUGCUAUGCCUGUCCUUGCCAAACAUGAAUGCAGCGACAAAAUACCACAGGUGGUUUACAUAAGAAUGGAUUUAUUAACAAUCCCAUUUGCUGUAUUUUGCAGAAUAAGUGCAGCUGAUGAAGAACUGCUAUGGAACUUCUCACAAACACCCUCUGAACAUGCUUUCCCUGUCCCGAACGUGUCCCAUAGUGUCGCUCUCAAAGUGCGGGUUCAGUCUUUGCCUCGCCAGCCCAAAUACCCCAUACUCAAAUGUAGCAUUCACUCAGGUAUAGCUUCUUUGGGCAAGAGAAACCUGGAGCGUGGAGAGGGUAGGAACCAUCCUGGAGAGAAUCACCGUUCCCUCCGUAUGCCAGGAUCUCCACUCUUCUCCAGGCCUCUACGCCCUUCUCCACCUCCCCACAGCCCUCUUAACACCCGUAAAUGCCACCCUCGCCCUGAGUCCCCUCUCCCACCAGGCAAAGCCGUCAAGUGGCUGUACUCUCGGCUGAACGGCGGUGUGGACAUCCCCCCUACAGAGGCAUAUAACUUGUGUACUGAUGGGGCGGAGAGCCCAAAGACCUCAAGUGUGGAGUCACCAAUUCGUGGUUUUAAAUCACUCUCCAUUACUGACCCUUUAGUUACCCCCAGCCCAUGUCCCAGCUCCAUCUCAGGUGAAACCAACCCCCUCAUUGGCUCCCUGCUUCAGGAGAGACAGGAAGUCAUUGCUCGCAUUGCUCAGCGACUGAAUUUAUGCGACCCUACAGCUCCCCAUCUCCCUGAUGCUCUCUUCACUUCUCAAGAACCGCCAGGACACAAAACAACCAGGAACUCAUCGCAGGAUGAGGAGCGCUUGAAGAAAUACAAAGAGCCCCUCUUCCCAGUCCCCCAGCCUCAAAACCACAAUGGAACCAGUCCAGAAAUCCCUGAGAGGAGCCGGUCUUCUCUCUUUGACACCCCCUUGAGCCCUAGAAGCAGAACACGGCUGGACAGAGUCGACCGCGAAUCAAAAACUUCCCCAAAACUCUCGACUUGUAGGCGCCUGGUACUCAGUGACCAGUCUGCUGAGGGUUCUCUGAUUGCAGAUGCAGUUCAGGACAUCUCCAGGUUGAUUCAGGAGCGACUGCAACAUUCCUACAGUCUCCUGAAUGGCACCUAUAAAUUGAAGACCUCUCAAACCGAACAGGUUGAGACAAAUCACGGAGCGCAGACAAAUGGCUUUGUAUCAUCAAGCCAUGAGAAGUCUUCAAGGGCACCCAAUGGUGAGGCAAGCACAGAUCCUCGUAUUUCUCAAGCAACAAAAUGUUGCAGAUCUCCUGACUCUAAUCGCUGUAAGCGGGACUGUUCCCCUAGACCACAAAAUGUGGCCGGUUUAAAACUUGAAGACCACAGCGUCACAAAAUCACAGCCUUUAACGGCAACUAAUAAGCAACAGUAUGCCAGUAGAGAGUCCUGGACCUCCUUGAAUAGCUACUCUAGCCAUGCAAGCUCUCCUCAGGAGAAUGGCCUGACCCGAACUGGAUACCUCCAGCCCUUCAAGACCCAAGAGGCAAACCAUGAGAAAGGAGCAGAAAAGGAUGUCUGGAAUGAGUCCACUUGUCCUGAGAAGGAUGAGAACCAGGAGCCCUGGGCUUCUCCCUCGAGCACACUAGCCAACCUUACUUGCAACACCUCCAGUCCUGCCCAGAGCAAUCACACUAGACCCUCCCCAUUGAAGUCAUGCAGUAACUGGAAAAAACAGAAUCGCCACUCCAUAGACGGAACUGCAACAAAAGCCUUCCACCCCUGCACAGGCCUACCUCUCCUCUCCAGCCCGGUUCCUCAAAGAAAAAGCCAGACAGGAUAUUUUCAUUUAGACACGUCUCUGAUUCAUUGCAGAGGACUGCCAUGGGCUGCCAAUAAGAGGGUUUUGAAAAGAUCACAAGACUUUGAUGAGUCUCAGCAUCAGAUCCUUAGUGCCAGCGCUCCACCUGCCAACCUCAGCCUUUUGGGAAACUUUGAGGAGUGUGUUCUGAAUUAUCGUUUGGAGCCGUUGGGCACAAUCGAGGGUUUCACAGCAGAGGUUGGCGCCAGCGGAACUUUCUGCCCCAGUCACAUGACCUUACCUGUUGACGUGUCAUUCUACAGCGUCUCUGAUGAUAACGCACCUUCCCCCUACAUGGGUGUCAUAAACUUGGAGUCUCUCGGUAAGAGGGGAUAUCGAGUACCUCCUUCAGGAACCAUUCAAGUGACCUUAUUUAACCCCAGUAAGACAGUGGUGAAGAUGUUUGUGGUGAUGUAUGAUAAAAAAAAGCCCCCCGCCACUCAUCAGACAUUCCUGCGGCAGAGAACCUUCUCAGUCCCAGUCAAACGCGAGUUCAAUGGACAUAACAACAAAAAGCCAUCCCAACUGAGUCAAGGACGAAGCCUCCGCUACCUCGUCCAUCUGAGGUUCCAGAGCUCCAAAUCUGGAAAGAUCUACCUCCAUCGGGACAUCCGGCUCCUUUUCUCCCGUAAAUCCAUGGAAGUGGACAGUGGUGCUGCCUAUGAGCUCAAGUCAUUCACAGAGUCACCUGCCGACCCCCCUUUCUCUCCCAGAUGCUAAUUUAAUCUAGUCUAGUCAAGUCUGUUCUGAUUUUAAUCCAGCACAGGGGCCUUACUAAAUCCUAAUCUGUCAUCUGUUUGUAUGGGAAUUAAAAAAAAGAGAAGCCCACUAAAAGCGCACAUACAUAUGCACAGAAGGACAGUUCACAUUAAUGCCACCUUUCCUUAAAUACACACAAAUGAAUCUUCAGUGCUUCAACAUUAUUAGGUUUAAAACAACAGAUGGUUGGGAGUUUUCAUUUAGACUUCUUUCCAAACGUUCGGCAUGGCGUGAACAGAUAUGAUGCAGCAAAAAAUGAAAUCAACGGACCAUUUUUUAAAAACAAAAGUCAAGUAACUGAAUAACUGCAAGGAUGUUUGAAGAGCACUGUUUUUUCACCACAACUGGAAGAAAAUGAGAUUUGUUCAAUGACUUUUUUCUUUGUACUGUUACCAAACCACUUUAAUCGGAAGUGUUGCAAUAGAAAAACAAAUAUCUUACUAGCUUAGUGUUUACAUAUUUACUUUUUUUUUUGUCAUCAGUUAUUUAAUAUUUAAAUUGAACUUUCAUUUACUGCACAUGUGGUGCCUGUUGUGCAAAACAUUAUGAUGUAGUGCAAGAUAUGUUUCAAUCAUACCAUGUAUUUUUGUCUUUCAGAUCUUAAAUAAAAGAAUUAUAUAUUAUAUCUAUAAAAUUACCUUUAAACAUGCA